This is a messenger RNA of Colletotrichum aenigma, 462 nucleotides long. RefSeq names its product 40S ribosomal protein S15 (gene RPS15). The coding region runs from base 1 to 462 and encodes 153 amino acids. The record is from RefSeq and is a predicted model, not a curated record. Gene Ontology annotation, cellular component: ribosome; cytosolic small ribosomal subunit. Gene Ontology annotation, molecular function: RNA binding; structural constituent of ribosome. The transcript has 4 exons. Lineage: Eukaryota; Fungi; Ascomycota; Sordariomycetes; Glomerellales; Glomerellaceae. Gene Ontology annotation, biological process: ribosomal small subunit assembly; translation.
AUGGCUGACGACGAAUACAACGCCGAGGAGGCUGCCGAGAUCAAGAAGAGAAGAGCGUUCCGCAAGUUCUCUUACCGCGGAAUUGACCUUGAGGCUCUCCUUGACCUCGACUCCGAGCAGCUCCGCGAUGUCGUCCACGCCCGUGCCCGCAGGCGCAUCAACCGCGGUCUCAAGCGCCGCCCCAUGGGCUUGAUCAAGAAGCUCCGCAAGGCCAAGCAGGAGGCCAAGCCCAACGAGAAGCCCGACCUCGUCAAGACCCACCUCCGUGACAUGAUCGUCGUCCCCGAGAUGAUUGGCAGCGUCAUUGGUAUCUACUCCGGCAAGGAGUUCAACCAGGUUGAGAUCAAGCCUGAGAUGGUUGGCCACUACCUGGCUGAGUUCUCUAUCUCUUACAAGCCUGUCAAGCACGGUAGACCCGGUAUCGGUGCUACUCACUCUUCUCGUUUCAUUCCUCUCAAGUAA